GAUUAAUGUAUACUCCACUUUGCUGUUCCGAUACACAAGUUCUCAGCUUUAUUUUCUGUACAUAUUGACGUAUUGCGUUCGUUUCGUAGAAAAUAUGCCACUUGAUAAUAAGGAAGCGUUAUCACGCUCGACACAGAAAAUUAAUAAAGCAGUAGAGGAUGUGAGGAAUGCAGUUAACGAAUUGGGAACCGAUCGUGAUGCAAUUGCUCGCAGUAGAAUCAAACGAGCUCGAGAUGUAGUCCGCCAGUGCUCUGAACGAACGAAUCCGUUUUUCAAUAGUUUAGAACCGGAAUUUCAAAACCUAAAAGAGCAAUUCCAAUUGGCUGAGUCAAGUUUUCGAACUGUUGAUUUGGAAGCAUUGCGCAAAGAGAAAAUUAUUUUUAAAUAUGAUGAGCCUCCAGCUGCAGAUGACUCAAACAAUGAUAGUGGUAGACCUUUGAAAACGCGUGACGGAUGUAGCAAACCCCUUUACCUAUCGGAAUACCAUAUUGAAGAAGCAACUCAGCGAGAAAAGUUGCGGAAUAUUAGAGAAAUCGAAUCUGAUGUGAUGGACUUGAAUACCACUUAUCAUGAAUUUCACCUUUUAUUAUCUCAGCAGCAGGAGGGCCUUACCGCUGUAUGCACUAAUGUAGAGGAGUCUAGCAAACUCAUUGCGGAGGGUCGCAGUCAACUGCAACGGUCGUUAAAGUAUCAAAAGACUCGAAAAAUUCAUAGGGCACUAAUAGCAAUUUUUAUUCUCAUAGUAAUUACUGUCAGCAUAGCCGCCCUUUUUUUACAUUGAAAUUUUUUGGUAGUUUACCUUUUUUCUUCUUUCUUUUAUUUAAUUUGAAACAAGUUGUCCCCAAAUUUGUUCAUUUUUGCUAAUAAUAUUGUGCUUCGCUUACAUCAUGAUCGUUUUCAAUACAGUAUUCUGCUACAAAACAUAAA
Messenger RNA from Phytomonas sp. Hart1, 927 nucleotides. Lineage: Eukaryota; Euglenozoa; Kinetoplastea; Trypanosomatida; Trypanosomatidae. The record is from the annotation of a GenBank genome assembly.